AUGCUUCUAACAAUAGUCGUCCCGAUAUUGCCGACAUUUUUGUACGAAAUGCAGCAUCCGAACGAAUUAAAAUUAAAAAAUUUUACGACACCUACGCCGCCUCCGCCGCCUCUGCCUCCCCAAAUAAUUAUUAUUAAUCCAUGUAAUGAAACUUUACCCUCAAAUUUAACAUUACCAUCACCAACCGAGGGAACGACCACUGAAGAAGAAAGACAUAAUGAAUUAAAUAAAGAAAAUGUGGAUUUAGGUUUGAUGUUUGCUUCAAAAGCUUUCGUACAACUUCUUGCGAAUCCAUUUAUAGGACCUUUAACACACAAGAUCGGUUACAGCAUUCCAAUGUUUGCUGGAUUUGUCAUCAUGUUUUUAUCAACAAUAAUUUUUGCGUUUGGAAGAAGUUAUGGUGUCUUAUUUGUUGCAAGAGCUCUUCAAGGUAUUGGAUCAUCUUGUUCGAGUGUUUCAGGUAUGGGAAUGUUAGCAGAACAAUAUUCGGAUGAUAAGGAACGUGGAAAUGCUAUGGGAAUCGCACUUGGUGGUUUAGCUCUUGGUGUUCUUAUAGGUCCACCAUUUGGUGGUUUCAUGUCGGAAUUUGUUGGAAAAACUGCACCUUUUCUUAUUUUAUCCAUUUUGGCUUUAGGCGACGGACUUUUGCAACUUCUCGUGCUACAACCCAGCAUUGUUAAAACUGAUUUGGAACCGCCAUCUUUAAAAUCGUUAAUUACCGAUCCUUACAUUCUCGUAGCCUCAGGUGCGAUCACUUUUGCAAACAUGGGUAUAGCUAUGUUGGAACCAUCUCUUACCAUACACAUGAUAGAUAAAAUGAAAUCGAAACAGUGGGAACAAGGUGUCGUGUUUUUACCAGCUUCGAUAUCGUACCUGAUAGGUACUAACUUGUUCGGACCUUUGGGACAUAGAAUGGGAAGAUGGUUGGCAGCACUUUUGGGUUUAAUUAUAAUCGGAUGCUGUCUCAUAUGGAUACCAAGUGCAGACAACAUAAAUCAGCUCAUAGCUCCAAAUGCAGGUUUGGGUUUUGCUAUUGGCAUGGUAGACAGUUCGAUGAUGCCAGAACUUGGAUUUUUGGUAGAUAUUCGUCACAGUGCUAUUUACGGUAGCGUUUAUGCCAUCGGAGACGUUGCUUUUUGUUUGGGUUUUGCUGUUGGUCCCGCUUUGAGUGGAACGUUAGUCAGUUAUUUUGAUUUCAAUAAAAUGUUAUACGGUGUUGCCAUUUUUAACUUUCUUUACGCGCCACUUUUACUAAUGCUACGUUCACCGCCUACUAAAGAAGAAAAGAAGUCUUUGGUUCCAUCGGAAAAUUCAACUUGUCGAUACGUAACGUAUCAAAAUGAAGAAGAUGACGAAUAG
Pediculus humanus corporis (human body louse) is the source of this 1359-nucleotide messenger RNA. RefSeq names its product synaptic vesicular amine transporter, putative. Gene Ontology annotation, biological process: aminergic neurotransmitter loading into synaptic vesicle; transmembrane transport. NCBI's taxonomy places the organism in Eukaryota, Metazoa, Arthropoda, Insecta, Psocodea, Pediculidae. The record is from RefSeq and is a predicted model, not a curated record. The coding region runs from base 1 to 1359 and encodes 452 amino acids. Gene Ontology annotation, molecular function: serotonin:sodium:chloride symporter activity. The transcript is spliced from 11 exons. Gene Ontology annotation, cellular component: synaptic vesicle membrane; terminal bouton.